CUGGUUGGUCAGAUUAAUAGCAAUGGCUGGCAUUGAGCCCCGCGGUGCAAGCACGCACCUACCCACUUGCCCGCCUUGUAGAGCACGGCUAUGACGUAGGUAGCUCUUCUCAUCAAGCUACAUUCGUCACUGCUCCCCUCGUUGAGCUACCUUUUAAACCUCCGAACGUGCCUGUCCCCCUCACUUCUUUUCCCCUCUUCAUUCUCAUCAUUCAAAGUAACAUCACCUCUCGAUAAUCAAUCAUCAAAAGCACCAACGACUCUUUCACGUCGAUCAUACCACCAACACAACAACCUCCCUCCACACAAUCAUUCACAAUGGCUCGCGGCGAGACUCAGCAGACCAAGGUCCACUUCAAGGGCAGCGAUGACUUUGUCAUCUUCAUCGACGAUGUCGAGACCUACCAGAAGUGGAAGACCGACAAGAGCGUCCCCCUGGCUCACUUCAUCUCCUCUUUCAAGAUCUUCUGCACACAUGGACAAGGAGCCCAGGGAACACUCGACGCAGCUUCCAAGGCCGCUCUUGAGAACGAGUUCGGCACCUCUGUCGAUGACGAUGUCAUUAAGCAGAUCCUUGAGAAGGGCGAGACUCAGAACACUGAGUUCCCCGAGCGCCAGGGCAGCAAGAACGACAGCAAGGGUCCUAUGGCCUCCCACUAAAAGAAGCAAGGUGCCAGACGAUGUACCAUGCAGCGGGCGUUAGGGUUUUUAUCAGGUUUAGCGCGAAGUCGAGUACGACAAACAGGGCGGUUGUCUUGAACAACAACAUUGAUCUCAUCCGAAAUGGUAAGAGAUUGUUGUUGGGCAGGUAGCUUGGUCCACGAUCAUAGUAAUAGGUGAUCGGGAUCACUAGCAUCUCAACGAUCUGAUGCUCUGAGAGACGGGCAUAUUUGAUGAUAGCGCCUCAUAAAUUUCAACAAGCCUUUCAUAUUUGACCAUCACUAAUGAUGUCCUAUUCGUUUAUUUAUGUUCUCGACGUGAGGUGAUAAGAUGUUGCAGUGAUGAUGUAUAUGCUUUUCCUCUGCCACACAAGUGGACACCAAUUGGAACAGAUAUUGU
Messenger RNA from Fusarium graminearum PH-1, 1058 nucleotides. RefSeq lists its product as uncharacterized. NCBI's taxonomy places the organism in Eukaryota, Fungi, Ascomycota, Sordariomycetes, Hypocreales, Nectriaceae. The record is from RefSeq and is a predicted model, not a curated record. The transcript has 3 exons. Bases 318 to 659 code for a protein of 113 amino acids.